This is a messenger RNA of Dendroctonus ponderosae (mountain pine beetle), 1519 nucleotides long. RefSeq names its product chromobox protein homolog 5. The record is from RefSeq and is a predicted model, not a curated record. Gene Ontology annotation, molecular function: chromatin binding. Lineage: Eukaryota; Metazoa; Arthropoda; Insecta; Coleoptera; Curculionidae. The transcript is spliced from 8 exons. Gene Ontology annotation, cellular component: pericentric heterochromatin. The coding region runs from base 156 to 1133 and encodes 325 amino acids. Gene Ontology annotation, biological process: negative regulation of transcription by RNA polymerase II; chromatin organization.
CUAGAUUUAGAUGACAGCCUGCACAGAACAUCCCCCCUUAUUUUGGGGGAUAUUUGUGACAGCCUGCUGGCGUUCAUCUGCUGACGCUUUAACGUCACCUAUCAACUUUGUAAAAGUAUCUUCAAAUCUCGGUUUGAUUCAAUAACUUCAAAACAAUGAAGCGAAAAAUGCCGAAAAAAAAUCCUGAGAAGUCCAGUGAAGAUGAGAACGGAGUGGAGCAUGAAGAGGCGGAGUCCCAAACGAAGAGUGGAAGGCGAUCCAAAAGAAAUACUGAUCAAAAUCAAGAAGAAAACGACCUGAACCUAAAGGCGGACUCGUCUGAAGACGAAGAACCCGAAUUAGAAGCAUCAAAGAAAAAUGGCAAACGCAAAUCGGCUGGCGGCAAAACCAAAGGCCGAAAGUCCAAGUUUGCUUCGGCAAAAAGCGAAGAGCAUUUGUCUGAAGAUGAAGACGGACAUCCAGAGCCUGCCAAGGAGAAUGGCAAUAAGAAAUCGUCGGGACGUAAAAGCAAAACAGUGCAUUCCAAGGCCGAGCUACAGAGCCCCACUGACGAAACUGAUCCGCUGGGCGACGAUAGUGACGACGCAGAAUAUGAGGUGGAAGCCGUCUUGGACGAGAAAAUUGUGAAAGGGCUACGCCACUACCUGAUUAGAUGGAAGGGGUAUACGGAGGAGAGCGACACAUGGGAACCAGAAAGCACUCUGGAGUGCAAAGAGCUGAUAAAAGCUUACAAGGCGAAGAAGAACAAAAAGAACGACAAGAAACAACGGACAAAGUCCAAAACAGAAAUCCCAGCAGAGAAGAGUUGGAAUGAAAAUGAUGAUUUUGAGGUGGAUCGUAUUAUUGACGUAUACUUCCAUAAAAACGGCAAGCGGGACUUCUUGGUGUCCUGGAAAGGCUACCCGGCAUCGGACAACUCUUGGGAACCGGAAGACAACAUGGAUUGCAAAGAUCUGAUCGCCAAAUACAUGGAGAAAGUGGAACGCGCGAAACAAUACGAGAGUAAGGAAGGCAAGCUGCGGGUCAACCCCAAGCCUGUUAAGCGGCUGGCGUUCAACAUGCACGAGAACAGCAGGCGUCUGAGCAAGAGGCAAAGAGGCAAGGACAGGGUCCAUUACUUCGAUACAGAAUAAAACCACCUUCUCAUCUGCUGAAGUUUUCCAUCAAAGACGGACGCAUCUAAAUAACUUUAGUUCUGCGAUUCGAAGACAAUGUUCAUCUAGUGUGUACCAUGUAUGAGGCACAAAAAUAUCUGAAAGUUUAUAUGUAACGUUUGUAAGGGUUAGAGUGGAAAUUGGUUUCCUACAGCCGUGGAAGGAGUAGCUACUGUUAAACUCAAUUCGUAUGUCUUGAAUUUGCAUACUGUUUAGUUUUGACCACUUUCUUCGUCACCCACGGCUAUAACCAAACCAUUUUGGGUUGAAAUGUCGUUGACAUUAUUAGAAAAAUUGAAGUUUUGUACGUGAUUUUUUCCAUGUAAUUUGGUUUCUUCCAAUAAAAAGGCUUUAUUUCGACUUAA